AUUCUUCAUCUGAACUAAAGAACAUAAACAUGAUACGCUCUUGUUUUUUGGAAGUGAGGGGAUGCUUGCCUCCCUCAGUUUGACUUGGCAGCCUGAAGUUCCCCCAAGGCCCUUUGAACGGGAUUGUUCUUGGACCACAUGUAUUUUUUAUACAUUUAGAGAAUUGGAAUUGCUACUCCAAAGAAAAGGAAGAUUAAUUCUGGCUGAAAGAACAAACCUAGUAGAAUGGAAAGGAGGGAGUGAGAAAUGGAAGCUGCCACUCUGAGCACACACAGGCCUUCUUCCCUGGACACUUUACAAAAGCUCUUUAACAUGUUCUGUGGGACGGCCAGCCCCGGGCACCCAACCACAGACCUAGAGAUAAAUCACAGAGCAACAGAGGCCAUGUUCUUGGGAACAGUGAUUUUUUAUUUAGUGCUCUGAAUUAAGUUUUUAUAUUUCUCGAGAGUAUGUUGUUGUCUGUAAACCUAAGUAAAAAAUUCUUUUUCUUAGCAAUCUUCUGCCCCUCAGUUCCUGAAAGAGGUCCAGAAGGAAGCCAGUCUGGCUGCUCCCAGGGAGGAUUAUGAGGAAUUCACCUCAUGCCAAUGCUUGGACUAUGAUUUUAUCUGACCCUUACACCAGGCCUCCACAGGAAGCAGCAGGCUGAUGCUACCUACCUUCAGUCGGUAGUUUAACAUAUGUCUGUUAUGUAUAUAUUGUCUGUCAAGCUACGUAAUCUUUGCUCGAGAUAAUACGGUGAUUAUCUAGAUGUGUCCCUAGUUCCCUUAGGGCUCACACUUCUUGAGAAAGGGAGAUGAAGGAGAAGAUGAUUUUCAUGAGAGAUAGAAACGUUAGGGGAGACCUGCAUUAGAGAGGAGGCCGGCCCAACGGCAGCUGUCCCCCUCCUGGGUAGCUCCAGUUUGUCCUCCUGUCCCCUCCAGCCUCUAUCCCCGCAUUGCUGUCCUCAGAGUUUCACCUUCCCUCCCAGCCGCCCACCUCUGGUUCCUAGGUGCUCUCUCGCGAGCGGCCCAGGCCAACGGCAGGACUGCCUUGCUCUCUCCUUCCUCCUACUGGCUUGGGCAACCCUACUGCCACCGCCUCCCGCUAUGGGCAACGAAGCUAGCUUCCAUUCCGAGAUGGGCAGUAACUUCGAGCAAGAUGAGAUUAGAAGGCUGUGCAGAAGCUUCAGGAAGUUGGACGUGGACAAAUCCGGCUCCCUGAGCAGAGACGAGUUCAUGUCGCUGCCUGAGCUGAAACAGAACCCACUGGUGACUCGAGUGAUCGACAUCUUCGACACGGACGGCAAUGGGGAAGUGGACUUCCACGAGUUUGUCCAGGGCACCUCGCAGUUCAGCGUCAAGGGCGACGAAGAGCAGAAGUUAAGGUUCGCCUUCAGAAUCUAUGACAUGGACAAAGAUGGCUACAUCUCCAACGGGGAGCUCUUCCAGGUGCUGAAGAUGAUGGUGGGUAACAACCUCAAGGAUUGGCAGCUGCAGCAGCUGGUGGACAAAACCAUCUUGGUUGUGGAUAAGGAUGGCGAUGGCCGGAUAUCCUUUCAAGAGUUCUGUGAUGUGGUCAGAGGCAUGGAGAUCCACAAGAAGUUGGUCGUGCCUAUAGAUCACGGUCAAGAAGACUAAAAGCUUAAAAAUAAGAAAAUGUACAUCUUUGCCUUUCUUUCUCAAGGUUGUAUAUAUGGGAGAAGACUACAGUUCUCACAGAGUGUUAGGCACUCUUUUCAUUUACUUGUGGCAUUCAGAUUUUUAACAAAUUGUUAACUUCCUAUUGUAACAACUAGCAAAAAUAUAUUUAUCUUUGCUUAGUA
Peromyscus leucopus (white-footed mouse) is the source of this 1801-nucleotide messenger RNA. RefSeq names its product protein phosphatase 3 regulatory subunit B, beta (gene Ppp3r2). Lineage: Eukaryota; Metazoa; Chordata; Mammalia; Rodentia; Cricetidae. Gene Ontology annotation, molecular function: calcium ion binding; calcium-dependent protein serine/threonine phosphatase regulator activity. Bases 1086 to 1616 code for a protein of 176 amino acids. The record is from RefSeq and is a predicted model, not a curated record. The transcript has 2 exons.